UUGGCCGUUAAAACCUCAGCCGUCUUCUCCAUUUGUUCGCUCUCUCUGCAACUCCAAGGAUUUCACACCAAAAAGCUUCAAUUUUUACAAAACCCUAAUUCGGCAUGAUAAACAUUAAAACAGAAACUCGAGCGACGGCGGCGCCGGAGCCAGUGAGUUCCGCAAACGCGUUCUCGUUCCUCUCACGGGGGUGGAGGGAGGUUCGCGACUCGGCCGACGCGGAUCUCAAGUUGAUGAAAAACAGGGCCGAUUCGUUCAAGAACCUAGCGACGUCGUUCGAUCGAGAGAUCGAGAACUUCAUCAAUUCGGCCUCGGCGUUCUCCGUUCCCGCCAUCAAGUCCUCGCCGCCGGCUGAAAUUGACUUCGUCAAGCGUUUGCAGCCGAAGAUCUCCGAAAUUCGGCGAGCGUACUCGUCGCCGGACUUCAGCCGGAAGGUUCUGGAGAAAUGGAGCCCUCGGACGAGGAUUCGGAUCGAUUUGUCAGCCAUAAAGAACGCGAUUGUUGCGGACGCGGAGGAGAGGGAUGGGGGCUUAGGGUUUCGUGGGUGGGAGAGGGUUCGUAGAGGGAGGGGGCUGAGGUUGAAGGAGUUUUGGGGGGAGUGGAAGGAGGAGAGUGAAGAGGGACAGAAGGAAUGGGAGCCAAUUCGGGCGUUGAAGACGAGAUUGCAGAGGAGGAGUUCAUCGUCGGAUAUUUUUGAGGGCUUUAAGAACAGUGAAUUUGUGGAGAAAGUGAAGUCUAGUUUGAAAGCAAUUUGCAGGGAGCCUCAGGAGUCCAAGGACGUUCCACCACUGGAUGUGCCAGAACUUUUGGCAUAUUUAGUGAGGCAAUCUGGGCCAUUUUUGGAUCAACUUGGCUUCAAAACAGAUAUAUGUGACAAGAUAGUGGAGAGCUUGUGCAGCAAACGUAAGAACCAACUUCUGCUGCGCUCUCUCUCUGCUGGAGAAUCUUCCUUUCUUGAGAGUGAUAACACUAAUGAUGAACUGGAUUUAAGGAUAGCAAGUGUUCUUCAAAGUACAGGGCACUGUUAUGAAGGUGGCUUUUGGGCUGACUCUGCAAAGCAUAACCUGUCAGAUGGGAAAAGGCAUGUUGCCAUUGUUACAACUGCUAGCCUUCCUUGGAUGACUGGAACAGCUGUAAAUCCACUGUUUCGGGCAGCAUAUUUAGCAAGCUAUGCAAAACAGAAUGUUACCUUGUUGGUUCCGUGGCUUUGUAAGAAAGACCAAGAACUAGUUUAUCCCAACAGUCUCACUUUUAGUUCACCAGAAGAGCAGGAGGUUUACAUUCGUAACUGGCUUGAGGAAAGGGUUGGUUUUAAGGCUGAUUUCAAGAUCUCCUUUUAUCCAGGAAAGUUUUCAAAAUCUAGGCGGAGUAUUAUACCUGCUGGAGAUACUUCUCAGUUUAUUCCAUCAAGGGAUGCUGAUAUUGCAAUCCUGGAAGAACCAGAACAUCUAAACUGGUACCAUCAUGGAAAGCGUUGGACUGAUAAAUUUAAUCAUGUGGUUGGUGUUGUUCACACAAAUUACUUAGAAUAUAUCAAGAGAGAGAAGAACGGGGCACUCCAAGCUUUCUUUGUGAAACACAUAAAUAAUUGGGUUGCAAGAGCAUACUGCCACAAGGUUCUUCGCCUUUCGGCUGCUACCCAGGACUUACCCAAGUCUGUAAUUUGCAAUGUUCACGGUGUGAACCCCAAGUUUCUGAAAAUUGGAGAGAAACUGGCAGAAGAAAGGGAACUUGGGCAGCGGGCCUUCUCAAAGGGCGCAUAUUUCUUGGGUAAGAUGGUCUGGGCAAAGGGAUACAGGGAGUUGAUAGAUUUGUUAUCAAGACACAAGAAUGACCUUGAUGGCUUUAACUUGGAUGUGUUUGGGAAUGGAGAGGAUGCACAUGAAGUUCAGACUGCCGCUAAAAGGUUGCAUCUGAAUCUCAAUUUUAUGAAAGGGAGAGACCAUGCAGAUGAUUCACUUCAUGGUUACAAAGUCUUCAUAAAUCCCAGUGUCAGUGAUGUGCUCUGCACAGCUACAGCUGAGGCCCUUGCUAUGGGUAAGUUUGUAAUAUGUGCAGACCACCCAUCCAAUGAGUUCUUUAGUUCAUUUCCCAAUUGUUUGACUUACAAGACAUCUGACGAUUUUGUUGCUAAAGUGAAAGAAGCAUUGGCUAAUGAGCCACAACCUCUUACUCCUGAGCAAAGAUAUAACUUAUCUUGGGAGGCCGCCACCCAGAGAUUUAUGGAGUAUUCUGAUCUUGACAGAGUCUUGAAUAAUAAGGAUGAUGCACAAUUGAGCAAAAGUUGUGGGAAGUUGAUCACGAGAUCAGUUUCGAUGCCUACCCUCUCGGGGAUGGUUGAUGGAGGGUUGGCAUUUGCCCACUACUGUCUUACUGGGAAUGAGCUCCUUAGGUUGUGUACUGGGGCAAUACCUGGGACACGAGACUAUGACAAACAACACUGUAGAGAUUUACAUCUCUUGCCUCCUCAGGUAGAAAAUCCAAUAUAUGGCUGGUAAAUAGGUUAUAAUCAACCUGUAACGACCAUUCUGUAUAGUAAUUGACCGUGCUUGUUAGUUCAAGGGUUUCUUUGUUUUCCUCAUUAAUGAUAAUUUUCUUUCGUAGCACGCACCUUCUUCAUACAGCCAAAAUCCAAGUUUUGUUGCUUUCUGUAGUAAUUAUGUAAGAUGACAUUCAAAAGUAUAUAAUUUCAUGUUUGGGAGA
This is a messenger RNA of Vitis vinifera (wine grape), 2703 nucleotides long. RefSeq names its product digalactosyldiacylglycerol synthase 1, chloroplastic. Gene Ontology annotation, cellular component: chloroplast outer membrane. Gene Ontology annotation, biological process: galactolipid biosynthetic process. Lineage: Eukaryota; Viridiplantae; Streptophyta; Magnoliopsida; Vitales; Vitaceae. The transcript is spliced from 7 exons. Gene Ontology annotation, molecular function: digalactosyldiacylglycerol synthase activity. The coding region runs from base 105 to 2498 and encodes 797 amino acids. The record is from RefSeq and is a predicted model, not a curated record.